ACUUUAAAAAGAUCCUGCAAUACCUUUUUGUUUCGUUUAUCAUUACCAGACUUUACCAGGCUACAUUUGAGUUGUUUAUAUUUCUCUUUUGAAUGUUUGAAGUAUCUUGGUCUUUAUAUCAAAGUCCAUGUUGUCCUUUAAAGAUAAUAUCAAAUGUCAUCACAGGUCCACAAUGUUGUAUUACCUUGAUUUAGCUGCAAACUCAGGGUAUUGCUGUAAAAGCGCUCGAUGCUCUGUCUUUCCCCCGAUGGGCACAUGUGUCUCACCUGUAGAUGGCAGCAGCGCGCCUGACCCGCGCCCAAGCUUUCAUAAAAUAAGUAUAGACGUGAAGAAGAAGAGGCGGCGGAAAUACGUUGACGUAAUAACAAGAAGAAACAGAAAGUUCAACAACUUAGCAGGUAGUUUUAAACCAGACCUCGUGCUUGUUGCUGCUGUUUGUCGCAAGCAUGCAGACCGCAGGAGGCAUCGCUUAUCAGCCGUAUCCUCUGUUUGGAGGAGCGAUGUCAACUGUCAUCCCCCACAGCGCCACCGACAUCAGUGAACUGAGAGAAAUACCGGACAACCAGGAGGUGUUUGCUCACACACACACUGACCAGAGCCUCAUAGUGGAGCUGGUGGAGUACCAGGGUCAGGUGUCAGACCAGGACUCUGUCAGAUACCACUUUGAGGACAUCGCAGGCAGCAACAAAGCUCUGGAGCCUGGAGCUUUUGGAGUCACCAGUAUUGUGGCUUUGCCUCAAUCUGAGCUGUCGUUGUCGGAGUGCAGCUCAGCCUGGAUGCUGACUGGGACACAGUGCGUUUCCAAGUUCAACGAAGAGGUGAAGAAUGUGGUGACCCUUCACCUGGGUCUGUUUCGUCUGCCACAGUUCUCCACAGACAUCCUGAUCACCUUCAAUGACCCUCAGAGCAUCAGCCCUGACAGCAGCAGUGCCUCUGCUGCAGGAACACACAGAGCGCCGUGGACGGUGCAAGACUUCGAGCGCUUAAUGAAGACUCUGUCUCUGCAUAACCCUGGCCUGUUUGGAUAGAGCCACUGCUAUAAUACUCCCCUGAUUUAACUUUGUCUUUACCUGUGACUGCAUUUUGCUUGAGGCUUCUCGAAUAACUGACGCCCAUCCUCCCCUGUCAUGAGACAUACAGUAUGAGUACUUUUUCUGCUCAGCCUUUGAUGCCACUGCUUGUGAAUGAGUUGAAAACUAAAAAAAUCUCAGGAUGUGAGCAUAUCUGCACUAAAAUAAAUUUUAGAAAACAUUUUGACUCAUCCAAGUGAGACGUAUUCGCAAGUUGUUUGUGUUUCAAAAUAACUUCUACUGUGGGAUCUCCCUCUUUUUUCUUUUUUUUUUAACAAUUUGAUUCACCAAGUACAAAUACAUUAAAAAUAUAGGACAUGGGUAAUGUGACAUAGCAAGAGGAAGAAAUAAAUAAAUAAAGCAAAAGUAGAGGCAGAAUGAGGGGGAAAAAAAGGAAAAUACUAGUCAAAAGGGAGCAUCUCAGUUGUCUAUAGCAUCAUCAAACACAUCAAACAAAUGUGUGUGUGUGUAUAUAUAUAUAUAUAUAUAUAUAUAUAUAUUCCUCUCCCUUCCAGUUCAUAUUUUAUUUGACAUAUGUCUACAUUUUCCUUUUUUGUGGUAUUAACUAACAGGUAAUCAAAGGGUAAUUAAAUUGUGAAAUUUGUCCUGUAGAAUUGUAGGAAUUUAAACACAUUAGAAAAACAAGAUGAUAUGUGAUAUGUUUUAUGUGAAAGCAUGUACCCGAGAAAAAUGUCAGACAUGCAGACUUUCCAUUUCUGUUUGCCCACCACAUUCCCCUCUGUCCAGCCUUCUCCCACUCAUUUCCUAACUUAAGCCUUUCUUCUUUUCUUUUAUUACAAAAUACGGCCACCAUCCUCAGGUGUGUUUUCAUGCUUUCAGUGGUUCGGUCAUAAACACUAAAAAUUGAGAGCAGAAAUAUGUAUUAGUCAUCAUUUACUGCAUGUGGCUUCAUGGUGGAUUCAUUCAUUAGCAGGAAUCCUGGAAAGACGUUAGGACAUCUUAAUUUAAAGUAUGUUGAAAUAGAAAAUUUAUGGAUUGGAAAAUGUCCUUUAUUGGUUAUUGCAGUGAAGUAAAAUCCAUCUCUUUCAUAUUUCAUUUGCAUGUGCUGAUAAUUAGAGAAAAAUAGUUUACCUUGAGUCUUCUGUAAUAAAACUCAUCUCUUCAGUGGCAUUCAGUUACAGUUGCAUAACAAAUUCGAGGAAGCACAGUCUGUCUCUCCAAAGCCACAUCAAACCCUCUGGUCUAAUCAUGACCGAUUAAGAUCUCAUAAAGUCAGACAUCCUUUUCCUCUCAGCGAAGAGUUGAGCAGAUUCCUUCAUUAACCACAUCAUUUAAGUGUCACAACAACAAAGUCUCCCCCUGACUUCCUUGGACAAACAUGUUGUUGUUGGUUCUCUUUGUAAUAAAAUGUACAAACAUC
This is a messenger RNA of Solea solea (common sole), 2451 nucleotides long. It is a transcript of the gene rangrf, whose product is annotated as RAN guanine nucleotide release factor. The transcript has 2 exons. The record is from RefSeq and is a predicted model, not a curated record. Lineage: Eukaryota; Metazoa; Chordata; Actinopteri; Pleuronectiformes; Soleidae. Gene Ontology annotation, cellular component: nucleus. Gene Ontology annotation, molecular function: sodium channel regulator activity; small GTPase binding; transmembrane transporter binding. Gene Ontology annotation, biological process: regulation of sodium ion transmembrane transporter activity; protein import into nucleus; heart contraction. The coding region runs from base 447 to 1028 and encodes 193 amino acids.